ACGUGGGAGGCCGCGGACAUGCGUCGAAAAGAUCAGCUGUUCAAUGAUACAAAAUGGUGAUGGUGUAAACGAAGUUCGUAGUGUUUAGAAGUAGUAGCAAGGUCGUUCUUUGUGUUAAAGUUUGAGAAAUUUUGCGUAACAGUCCUGGUACUACCCCGCAGUGCUGUCAUCUUCAAUAAAUUUCACGUUAGAAAGAAAAUCACUAAGCCUGAUCAAUGAGUAGCAAGGCUUCAUCCAACCCCUGUGAUGAUCAACCUGAAAAGAAGAAGUUUUAUGUGAAUUUCAAUCAGGACAAGACGUCCUUGUGCGUUGGCGAUGGUGUCACCUGGAGAAUAUUGGACAUCAACGAUGGCGAGGACGUCAGACCCAGCUACAAGGGUGGCGAGGAAGAGGUUUACCUCAUCGAGAAACUCUUUGCCAGCAGUCUUGUGGCUGUUGUUACCGUCGACGCACCUAGGAUGCUGAAAGUAAGACACUACAAGAGAGGCACGGAGAUAUGUAAUUAUACAUAUGCUAGUUCAAUUUUGAACAUCAAGAUGAAUAGGGAACGACUGUGCGUCAUCCUACGUGACAGCUGUCACAUCCAUGAUAUUCAUACCAUGGCCGUUCUUCAUACGAUCGGCGAGACUCCGCCCAACAACAACGGGCUAUGCGCAUUGAGCUGGGGAGACCCCAAGGUUCACCUCUUGGCCUACCCAAGUUCGAUAACGGCAGGUUAUGUACAGAUAUUCGACACCAGUCAUCUGGUCUCACGGAUCACGAUAAAAGCACAUGAGAGCCCUUUGGUUGCUAUGGCGUUCAACCCUGAAGGUACUUUGCUUGCUACAGCUUCCGUUAAGGGUACCCUUAUUCGCGUUCAUAACGUUGCUGAUGGUACCAGGGUGGCUGCUUUCAGAAGAGGCAUUUCCCGAUGCGUCAAUAUCCACAGUUUGACCUUCAGCAUUUGUGGCAGAUAUGUCGGUGCUAGCAGCAACACUGAAACGAUACACAUCUAUAAGAUUCCGGAUAAUAUAGUCAAAGCAGCUUCAGAGCAAACCUGGAUGGCUUAUUUCAGCACAUAUCUGCCUACCAGAUUAGCUGAUACCCUGGAUACGGAAAGGGACUUUGCCAUCACCCACCUUCCGGUUACCGAAGACAUGAAGAAGGUUAUUGCUAUCAAAGAAAUUGGAGGUUAUUUGCGUCUGUUCGUUGCAACUGAGGAGGGUGUUCUAUACAUCUACAACAUAGAUCGUGAUACUGGUUCGAUGACCCUGAUGAAGAAGGUCAAUUUCUCAAAUGACCAGGCAGAGUCGGAGCAAGUGGCUCCAACUGAAGGCCCUACACUACUAGGUAGCUAUGCAGGCAUCGUCAAAGGCAAUCCGGCAGGGCAAAUGUCAGCUCCGGAACUUAGAAUACCUGAUUCUUUCCACAGAAUCCGACAAGUUGAGGGUAGUCCUGGAGGCCACAGCAGCUCCUCCAGACGACACCUUUCAUCUGAACUACGAGCAGGAGUAUCCCCCGCUCACGCAAGACUGAGGCAUGAACCAGCAGGUGCCUCUGAUUCGCGAGCGCCACAUUGACUUUGAAACCAUGUGCGUGACAGUUCUGUUCAUACACAUGGCAGUGAGACUGGUCGAGGACAUUGUUUUCUAUGUCCUUGACGUCGACAGUGUUCCGUUCGAGUUUUCAUAGAGUUGCCGACAGAUGGCGCGAGUAAUAGAUGUCACUUUUGACGUUUCAACGGGAGUACCUGAUGAUCCCUCGGUAUCUUGCUCAUCUUGACUUGUUUUUAAUCGUGUUUAGUUCAAUUUUUCCCUCCUCUAUAAGUUUCGGUUGAUGCUGUGAGAUGAAUUUGUGUAUAUUUCGAAAUGACCGGGUUGAAUAUGUUACUCACGUCAUUUGUCAUAGUAUUUUUUACUCGUUUGAGGUUAAUAUUAAGUUCGCGGUUUCAUUCAAUUUGAUUUGAAUUUUAAUGACGAUAUAGAUUAAUUUUAUUCCACUCGUUCGAUAUUAAUCUAGAUUAAAUUUGUUGACUUGUGCCGGUUUUCAGUUGAAAUAGGCUUAUGAUAAUGAAAAAAAAAAUGAUAAUAAUUCGAUUUUAAAGGUUGAACAAAAAAUUUUAUUUCUCAAUAAGAUCAUAUCAGAUAUUCUGUAGUAUCUAGAGAUAGGGUAGUUUAUUUUUCGUAAAGAAAAAUUGAAAAUUGAAGAAAUUCGGAAGCAAGCGGAGCAUCUCAUUAAUUCCUAGUCAGAAUCAAAAAUUUCAUACGUCUUUUUUAUAAAAAAAAAAUUCUGCUGGCGACCUCUAGUUCUUCUGAAUAAAAAAUUGUCUCUGUAUAUGUUCAAUGUUUUCUGGUAUUUCAUGAUUGAUAUCCAUUUUGACAUUGAGCUUGUGUAAUUGGAUGUGUAUUGAAUAUGAAAUAUCUGCAUCAAUUGUUGUGUUUUACCGAUGUUCGUUGGUAGCAGUUAACAUGAUACUUGUACGUGGAAAUGUUUUUCGUUAAUUUCUCAAUUGAGGAUAUGUUUUAUCCAUAUACAAAAAGCAACAAGAUGUAUCUUUCUGAAUGUGCUAAAUGUUUUGUAUAUUUUUUACAGUAAGCUUAGUGCACAUUUGUAAAAUCUUAUGAUAGUUCGAAGUGAACAGAUCUGUCGUUGGAGAUUUUAUGUCAUGUGAAUUUGUGCAUUGUUCCAUACUCGAUGGCAAGAUUUUAAUCAAUUUUCUAUGAACGAUGCCAUGUUAUCGCGCACAUUGUGCUACUUGUAAAUAUAUACAUAUUAUAAAAUUAUAAAAAAAAAACGCAAUGUUAUAUUAGGUUAUAUUUGAUAGGUAAUGUGAAGAUUUUUUGAUGCAAAUGGUUCCACUGCAUAUUUUGUACUUGUUCAUAUGUUGCAAUGCAGGGUACUGAAUAAAAAUUAUGCAAAAACUG
Messenger RNA from Harmonia axyridis, 2903 nucleotides. RefSeq names its product WD repeat domain phosphoinositide-interacting protein 2-like. NCBI's taxonomy places the organism in Eukaryota, Metazoa, Arthropoda, Insecta, Coleoptera, Coccinellidae. The record is from RefSeq and is a predicted model, not a curated record. The transcript is spliced from 8 exons. Gene Ontology annotation, biological process: autophagy of mitochondrion; nucleophagy; protein lipidation. Gene Ontology annotation, cellular component: phagophore assembly site membrane; cytosol; extrinsic component of membrane. Gene Ontology annotation, molecular function: phosphatidylinositol-3,5-bisphosphate binding; protein binding; phosphatidylinositol-3-phosphate binding. Bases 216 to 1559 code for a protein of 447 amino acids.